GGAGUUUGGAGGGCCUGGUACUCUGGUACUCUGGUACUCUGGUAUACAUACUGAGAGAAUGGUAGUGAAUGAUUUGUAGUAUUGGUUAAUAUUUUAUGAAACUACUUCGAAAUUAAUUCAGUAAUAACUGUUUUAAGCAAAUAUUCGUUAUGAAAAUAUAUAUUGCGGCUAGUUUUUAUUAAAUGAUUAAGUAUAUAUGACAAUACAGUUUAACUCAUUGGCGCUUAAUUGGAGAUUUAUUGGUAUUAGCUAGAACCUCGGUUUUUUACAAUAUACGUGAUUUAUAUACGUAGAAACUAUAAUACUAAAACAGAAAUGUUAUAUUUAUUGGUUCAUUUCUUUUAAUAUAGUGAUAAAACAUUUAAAUGGUGUUGACUAUAUGCAUGUUUUGACGUUAUGAGCAAAAAGAUUUUUGACAAGGCUGUAUAUAUUUCAUCUCUAUGGCUAAAGGAAAAUUAAGAGGAUCAGAUUCAAACAAUAAGCUGACAGCUUCAAAUGCAACCUUUAAAAAUGGGGAGACAUAUACAUCAGAGUUUGAAAUUAAUGAAAUACCACCUAGUGCCCGCACAUUGCUUACAAAGGGUUACAUACAGGAUGAAAUUAAUUCCUAUUCAGGUGCUACUGUUUCAACACGUGGACGUUUCAUGACAGAACAAGAAAAAUUACGUUGUCCUAGUGAACGUCCUUUGUAUCUUUAUAUACAGGGACAUACAAAACAUAAUGUGGACUUGGCUAUACAAAAAAUUAAUGAAAUUAUUAAAACUGAACACCAGAGCUCUUUAAAUAGGCCAAGUAGAUUUACUAAUGCACCACCACCUCUUAUGAGUUUACAUUCCGGAGUUACAUCCGUAGAAAAAAUUUGUGUUGGAAUAGAAAAUGCCCCAGAGGGGUUUGACUUACGAGGUAGAAUUAUAGGUGCAGGGGGUGCAAAUUUAUUAUAUAUUAGGGGUGAAACAGGUGCAAAUGUAACUUUGAGAGGUAGAGGAUCACAGUUUAUUGAUCCUGUUUUAGGAACUGAAUCUCCAGAACCUCUGCAUUUGUAUAUAGAGCAUCCAAAGCCAGAAGCAUUACAAAAUGCAAAGCAAUUAGCAGUUAAUUUAAUUCAAACAAUGCAAUCUGAAUUACAGUCAUACAUACAGCAACAACCACCUCCGGUACAAUCUCAGCAAGUUAUCGAGCAAUCGCAAAUACAACAAACACAGUUCCAAACUAUGAACAUCGGUACCUUGGGACAACCUAAUGUUGUUACUAUACAACAUCAAGAUAUUAUACAACAUCCGCAAAGUAGUGUAGUAACAUUACCAGCAACAAUUCUCACUGCUACAGUAGCUGGUGCACCAGGAUCUGGUAUAACAGUUCCUCCACCUGGAGUACACAUUCCUCCUCAUUCUGGACCAUUAGUACCACCACCACAAACUCAAGAGAUACAGACAUUUAUGCCACCUCCACCAGUUGGACAAGUACAAUUAAUCGGUCCUCCAUCAACAGUAAGUCAAGUGCAAUACCAAAUUCAUCCCGGACAACCACUACAGAUUCAAGGAAUUCAACCGGGAUCACAAGCAUCACCUCAGCCUGUGGCUCAAAUGUACGUGAUGAGUCAGCCACCGCCUCAAAAUCCGGCUCAACAAAAUUUCAUUACAAGUAGCAGUGCGCCAGUCAGUGGUGCAGUUUCUUAUGUUUAUACUCAACCGAAUGUACAAAGGCCUUCUACGCCAUCGCAAGGAAUAAUCGAAGCUGUAAACGUGAAUUUACAACAACCACCCCCACAGGCUCCAAUUAAUAUAACCCAACAACCGCCUCCGCCACUAUUGCAUCUGCAUUUUCCGCCACCAAAUUUUCCUCCAAAUCAACCACCACCCCCAGUACCACAAACUUAUCAAAUACAGUAUCAACAAGUGCAAGCACCUGUAUCACAGUCGCAAACACAGUUUGUAUUGCAACCAGGAGAGCAUAUUGUUCCACCACAGUUACAACAAAAUCAUGAACAAUCUCAGGCCGUGGCACAACAUAUGUUACCUCCACAAUUCGAGGGUCAUGCGCCUCAAUUUCAUUUACAAGUACCACCUCCGACUACCCAAACUUUCUUAGUCCCUAAUGCUCAAUCACCCCAACAUCCUCAACAACAUCCUCUUCCUCCUGGAGGUGAAAUUCAACAUCAGCAGGAAGGACCAGUGGAUCACGGACCACAUCCCCAACCAGUACCACCUCCGCAGAUUGUACCACCACCACCAUCAGCUGCUCAAAUGCCAAAUUCAAUGAAUAUUCUUACAAGUAUUCCGCCACCAACGCAAGCACCUCCUCCGCAAAAUGCUCCAUGGUUGUAUCCAGCGCAACAACCGCAGCAAAUGUUACAGUCGCAGGGUCAAUUGCAGGUUCAAAUGCCACCUGCAAAUAUACCUUUACACAAUGUACCUCCACCUCAAGUGCAAGCACAGAUACAAUAUCAUGCUCAGCAUAUGCAGUAUCAAAAUGGGCAUGUCCCGCCACAAUUACAUUAUACAGUUCAACCACCACCUCAACAGUUUGAGCAAAAACCUGAUUCACCGGAACAGAAAUCUCACGGGGUAAAGAGAAGAUUUUCAGAUGUUGAAACAAAUCCGGAAGCAUCGCCGUAUCAAUGUGUUCCCCUACCUGCUCAACGUCAUGGAACAGGAGAAGGUGAUCGACAGCAACAAGUCUUACACGGUCCAUCACCAACAGCUACGGGUCUACCGCAUGGAGAUCGAAACAAGCUGCUAAUGCCACCUCCACAUCCAGGUGAAAAACGCAACAUGGAUCAAAAACCUCCAGGCAUGAGUUCAGGAAAUGAGCAGAAUACAAUGGGAGAUUUGAUGAACAUUCAUCCAGGAGGUGGACCACCUCUACCUCCACCUCUUCCACCACAGGCACCAUGGCAGAGUCACCACGUUAGAGUUCCAUGGGGUAGACCACCGCCGAUGCCAAGAGACGGAGACUACCAAGGAAUGUGUCCUACUCUACCUCCAACUAAUAUGCCACCACCUCAAAUUAGACCCAGAGGACACGUUGAAGGUAAUCGUUCGCCGCUACAAAAUGCGAUAUUGGAGCAUCAAAUGAAUGUCGAGUAUAAUCAAAUGCUACCGUAUACAACAAAACCUCCCCCUUAUAAUUCACAUCCAUUGAUGCAAUCCAUUUGCAAUCCACCACCACCACCACCGCCGCAUCAUCAGCAACGACCGCAGCAUCCUCCUCAAACAGCGCAACAUUAUCAGGUGCCAAUUUCUCAAACAUAUCAGCCACCGACUUCCUGUCCGCCGUGGAUGAAUUAAAUACAUUCAUGUAUGAUAUUAUGAACGGACGUCUUACACUAGUACCUUAAAGAUGGCUAAUGCAAUCCGUCCAAUGUCAUGCCAUGUAUGGUAAAAAUUCAUUUAUCUAAAUAAAAUAUCACUGAUUGUCUGAUUAACUAAAUGUACUGUUGAAUUCUUAUUAUUAACAGUUACUGGCAAGUUAAUACAGUUAUUAACAAGAAAAUACAAGUCAUUAAUGGAGACGAAAAUCAGUGAUCUAUUAUCUAAACACUUCAAUUAUUCAAACUAUCAUGUGCUUCGACAUGUUCAGAUGAAUGAAGUUCUACCGUAUUGUUGGUUUCAAAAGACGUAAAAAAUAUAAAUAGAUGGUAUUGCAUUAUGUUAUCUUCAACGAAUUGUUCCAUGCGAUGGUUAAUGAUUAAUUUAAUUGUUCGUUACGAGAGUGUAUCGCUACAAAAAGACGCUGUUCUGUAAAAAUUGUGUAUAUGUUACAAAUUAUUUAUGGCGAAUGUUUGCAAAGCUUUAGAUAGCGUAGGAUAGUAAUAAAUUUAUAAAUACCAUGCCGCAUGCGUGUUUAGUGCGACGAAAAUGCGUCGAGUCAUGAUUUAUAAAAAAAAAAACAGAGAAAGGAAGAGACUAUAAAUCAUUGUGACACGAGUGCAUAUAUGUAUAUGUACAAUACUGAUUAGUUCCAAGAAAUGCUUUUUAGUAUUCACGCACACACGAGGACCUAGGAGUAUACAUUCUUUCGUUUGAAUCUGUAAUAUGUAAUUAGUCUCUUCUCAAACUUAUUAUAUACUGUCUAUUUAUAUCAUGUUUCGUUAUCCACAUAUUCUUUGUACCGUGUGUUAUCUAUUUGUAGACAAUCUACGUACGGUGUAUGCGAUUUUGUAUGGAAACGUGAAUAAAUUGUUUCCAAUGAUUUUACGGGAUCCCAUCAAAGUUGCGGAGUUCCUUCAACAAGAAAGUUCACUGCGAUUUCUUUCUGUAAAUUAUUAUAGUCGACAAUUUUUUUAAUUUCACGAUUAAGUGAACAGAAUCAGUAUCCUUACGAGUCUUCAUGAAACGAUCCUCGAUACAGUAUGAUACUUUGAACACUGUGUAUUAAAAAGUAUCAAGCUUAAGCUCUGCUGAAUUUCGACUGAUGUGCGGAAUCUUUUACCUUAGGUUAAAUCAUUAUUUUUAUGAUUUAGUUAUAGGAAUAUAUUUUUCGAUGGAACAUAAUUUUUGAAUAAAUUAAUUUAAUCGUAGUUAA
Molecule: messenger RNA, 4524 nt
Organism: Osmia bicornis bicornis
Lineage: Eukaryota; Metazoa; Arthropoda; Insecta; Hymenoptera; Megachilidae
Product: extensin-like
Exons: 15
Coding region: 441-3287 (948 amino acids)
Cellular component (GO): nucleus
Molecular function (GO): RNA binding
Source: RefSeq, a predicted model, not a curated record